Messenger RNA from Sinocyclocheilus anshuiensis, 3117 nucleotides. Its product is annotated as peroxisomal targeting signal 1 receptor-like. Lineage: Eukaryota; Metazoa; Chordata; Actinopteri; Cypriniformes; Cyprinidae. Gene Ontology annotation, cellular component: peroxisomal membrane; cytosol. The transcript is spliced from 17 exons. The coding region runs from base 332 to 2368 and encodes 678 amino acids. The record is from RefSeq and is a predicted model, not a curated record. Gene Ontology annotation, biological process: protein import into peroxisome matrix, docking. Gene Ontology annotation, molecular function: protein binding.
GCAGAGUUCAAAGCGCUGCUUGUCGUUGGUCUUUACGCAAAGCGCGUUUGUGAAUAGCCGGAACGUAGCGUAUAGAAUUCGUGUGGCUGGCUCGCUCCUGUUUCGGUGGGCCACACGAGGAAGGUAAAUAAAGACAGAACGGUCACCAGCGCAGCUUUUACCCGUCAGGUACCGACAACCAACGGGCUGUUAACCUCAGCUGUCUUUUUAGGGCCUGCUAAACACCAUUACUCUCGGGAUAAAAGGAGAAAGAGAGGAGAAGAGAGGUGACAACAUUGCCUGUGCAGAUAUCUCAAGGUGUUCGUUUGAUCCAGCUUGACGGUGUGUUGCCAUGGCGAUGCGGGAGUUAGUGGAGGCAGAAUGUGGGGGAGCCAAUCCCCUCAUGAAACUGACUGGUCACAUGACCCAAGAGGGAGGGGCUUGGAGACACCGAUCAACACCCACUAUUCCUCCUACUCCAAUUGAAAUAGCCACUGAAGAGGAGCUGGUCAGUGAGUUUCUACAGGCCCCACAACGUCCUCCUCACAGUUUUGAUAUGGGUCAGCUGCUGGAGGAAAUGCAGCAGAUAGAUCAGCAGAGCUACAGACAGGCUCCACAGAGGGCUCCUGACGUGGCUGCCUUGGCGCUGUCUGGCGAUUGGGCGGCAGAGUUCCUGUCUAGUGCUGACUCCACCUCUUCUUCUGGACAAGCUGGUCUGGAUCCAGCUGAUGCUGAUUGGACCAGAGAAUUCAUCAAUGAAGUGGCAGACCCUGGCCGCUGGGCAGAGGAGUACCUGGAGCAAUCAGAGGAGAAGUUAUGGCUAGGAGAUUUGGGAGAAAGAGAACAGGACAAAGAAUGGACGCAAGAAUACCAGUCAGGUGAAGAACUACGGCAAACAGCAAAUGAACUCCUUGCCAAAGUGGAUGACCCUAAGCUACAGAACACAGAGUUCCUGCGGUUCAUUAGGCAGAUUGGCGAGGGCAGUGUGACUGUGGAGGACAGAGCAGGAAAAGAGAACACUGAUAGAGCACAGGCCAAGGAGGCACAGCACUGGGCCUCCAGCAUUAACCAGUUCCUGGAAUCAGGGAAAGGGACUGUGCAAGUGGAAACGCAAGAAGGCAAAGAGAUGAAUGACAAAAUGAAAGCUAAACAGGCAGAGCAGUGGGCUACUAUCGCCAGGCAGGUUUCGGCAGAAUCUGCAGAAUCUUGGGUAGAUGAGUUCGCCGCUUACGGGCCAGACUUCCAGCAGGCCAAAGCAGCGGUUGAGAGUGAUGUUGAUUUCUGGGAGAAACUCCAGCAGGAGUGGGAGGAAAUGGCGAAGAGGGAUGCUGAAGCUCACCCUUGGCUCUCAGACUUCGAUCAGAUGCUCAGCAGCUCUUACGACAAGGGGUAUCAGUUUGAAGAAGACAACCCCUACCUGUCCCACGAUGAUCCGUUUGCUGAGGGCGUGAAGAGGAUGGAGGCGGGGGACAUUCCUGGAGCCGUACGUCUCUUUGAGAGCGCAGUUCAGAGAAAGCCAGACAACCAGCUGGCAUGGCAAUAUCUGGGCACCUGCCAGGCAGAGAACGAGCAAGAGUUUGCUGCUAUCAGCGCCCUCCGCAGAUGUAUUGAGCUGCAAAAGGACAAUCUGACUGCUCUCAUGGCUCUAGCUGUGAGCUUCACCAAUGAGUCACUGCACAGACAGGCCUGUGAGACGCUUCGUGAUUGGUUGAGGCACAACCCUAAAUACCGGCAUAUCCUCGAGCAGCAUGAACGAGAGAAGGAGCGGGAGGGUGUGAGGGAGAGGGAGAAAGAGAGGGAGAGAUUUGGAUCCCUCCUUCCAGAGGCACUGUUUAAUGAAGUGCAGACGUUGUUUUUGAGUGCAGCGGCCGCUGAGCCCACAUGGGUGGACCCUGAGCUGCAGUGUGGUCUGGGCGUUCUCUUCAACCUGAGUGGAGAGUAUGACAAGGCUGUGGACUGUUUCACUGCCGCCCUGUCUGUGACGCCACAGGAUUAUCUGCUGUGGAACAAGUUGGGAGCGACUCUUGCUAACGGGAACCGCUCAGAGGAGGCGGUCGCUGCUUACAGGCGCGCACUGGAGUUACAGCCUGGAUUUGUACGUAGCCGAUAUAACCUUGGCAUCAGCUGUGUCAACCUGGGUGCACACAGGGAGGCAGUAGAGCACUUCCUAGAGGCCCUUUCUCUGCAGCGACAGGCCGCAGGUGAUGGAGAGGGAGGUGCGAGUCGAGGGCCAGGUGCAGCAGUGACUGUGAUGUCAGACAACAUCUGGUCCACAUUACGCAUGGCACUGAGCAUGAUGGGAGAAAGCUCGCUUUAUUCAGCAGCCGACCGGCGAGAUCUGGACACUCUGCUUGCACACUUCUGCCAGAGAGAAGGAGAGACAGAAUGAAGGAUGGAGGAGAUGAAGGAGCGCAGGAAGAUAGAAUGCGAGUGUGGAGAAGCCAGUUUUGGAGAGAAAACAACACGAGUGGAGGUGUACAUUUCAACAGAGGCAUGACUUUUAGAGGUGCUACAAUGUGAGGAAAAUAAAAAGAGAGAACAAAACGACGUUAAUGGACAGACGGAUGAACUGAUGACUGUACUUGAGAAAAAGAUGUUAAAAGGUCCAUGGUACAAACUUGCUACGGUUUUUGUCACAAGUUUAUGCUUACAGAGAUUCUGUUAUAAUUUUUCCAUUUUGUUAAUCUUGAAGAUUACGGUUCUUUCCAUGGUCCUUAUCAAAAUUGCUCUCAUAUUUCUCAAAUGGGGAAAGUAAGGCCCCUGCACUGUGAGCUCAAAAUACUUGCCUCUGUUUGACACAGAGACGAGGUAUGUGGAGAUAUAAUUGUGUUCUACAUCACUUUGGAUCCUGUACAGAGUAACAGAAGUGAUUUGCAAGCCUUAAAGUUAUAUUGGCAACUUCAUUCAUGAGUGACAGAAGGGCUGUAUACUGAAAGACAUGUCUGUAAGCACUAUUUCUUAUUGGAUAUUUGCUUUUGCUGUAAAUUAAUUUGCUUAAUUGUAAAUUCUACAUGCCAUAUUGUGUAUUGAAUCAUAAUGAUUAGUGUUUUGCAUAUAGCCAAUUCAAAUAGCUAUUAUGAUCUAUGUAAUUCAAGCAAUAAAGCUUUGACAAAAAGUGCUUGAUAACUAAUUAAAAAA